UCUUUAAAGCUAUUAAAACCCCCAUAUCCACAGAAAGGGGAAUAUAUGAAAAUCUUUAUCAUGAGUUUCGGACGUGUUCACCACAAGUUAAGACGCAAUACACUGCGUGGGUAAAAUUUGUAUUCUGUGAAGUAAUCGAAUGUUCAAGUUCAGGGAAGCACACUAGUAUAGAGCAAAUGGGUUAGAGGAUAACGUUUCUGACUAGGUGGGCUCACCAGAAUCACCAUGAACAGACAUACUACGAUUGAAAGGCUACAGUCAAUGAGUGGACAGGUAGAAGCACACUAUGACGAUGUUCAGGAAGAAUACGACUAUUUCAUACACCAAAAUUAUAAAUUGCAAGCAACCUCUAAUCCAGCAAAUAUCAGAGUUUCUCAAUAUAAACCCUGUUUAAACAAUAUCAAAAAGAAAUUGGCCAGCCUUUCAGUUGACAUAACAACAGUUCAACUUAACAUAACUGAAGAAAUAAGUGAACAUGAAUGCACAAUCCACCAGGACGAGAAACGACUUAAUAUGAGUCUACUUAUGUAUCAACAAUGCAUACAAAUGAUUGAAAUGUCUGAAGCACGAAUUGAGGAAUGCAAAGAAGACGAACAAUUGGCUUCAGUGAAUGCGAAAUACAAUCGAAAAAUUAGCAAAGGUGCCAAGCGGAGAGCAAUUUUAGGUGGAGUUAUAAGUUUUGCAAGCGGAAUUGGAGGUUUUAUAGUUGGGGCUGUGCUAGCUCCGUUUACGCUUGGCGGAAGCGUCGCAGUUUCUGCAGCUUAUGGUGUUGCAGCUGGAGUGAACAUUUCUGCAGCAGUUAUAAACGGUGUUAAUGCAAGUGAAUGCACUGAUCGUGCAGAUUUACACGAAUCGACAGCAAAGGAGUUACGUGACGAUAUACAAAGACUGGAGGAGGAAUGCGAAAAGGAAGAAAAAGAAAUGGAGAGACUUAUGUCAGCCAUAGAUUCUUUAACAAGGAGUAACGAGGAAUUGAAAUUUGUGCGCGAUGUGGCAUUCAAUAUGCUAAAAUUCAUCUACGAAUCAUCUGAAAGACUUCAGGAAGCUGACGGUGUACUGUUCGAAGUUAUCCAAGAAACAGACGCCUUUGAAUUGGUGCCGAUUUUGCUUGCAAGCAAUCCAGGCUGUGCAUUAGCUCAUAUCCAUCUGCAUGAGUUACAGCAAAAGUGGGAGGAUGUCAACAACCUGCUUCGUCGAAACCUUAGAUAUUAAGGCAUCAGAUAAACAAUUAUGAGCACUUUGGUUCGCCGAUUAUUGUGGUAUAUUUUGAAUAGGUGUACUGAACAGAUAGGACUUAUCCCAAAGCAGAUAUUACAAACACUCUUUUUUGGCUAUAAACAUUUUGAUAAAUUUACUUUUUCACUUCGGAUUUUCCUGAAAUAAAGAACAGUCAUACUAACAACUUCAUUAUUUGUAAUUAAGUUUUGGACGUUAUGACAUAUAUCACUUUGACUAAUUUAAAAGCAGAAUGCCAAACUAAUGACGGUAAACCCUGCAUAACUAUCAAGAUAAAUCCUUGUGUUUCGUAUCCGGACUAUUUCUACAUAUAUCUAAACUAUCUGCGUUCAAAUUUUUAGCCCAGUGUUUAUCUUAUUGAUCAAACUUCUAUUUAUUGUUACAUGUUAUAAUAUCAUACAUGUUUUCAUAUCCUCUACAGCAUAUGUAUACAUAUAUUACACGACAAUGGUGCAGUCUUUAUUCUUCACCUUGCACCUGCCUGACGUGCAACGUAUAAAAUACUUAUUUAUUAUAUACCAAACAAUGUAUCUGCAAUAUGUUUUUGACGCAACUGCUUGUGUUUCAUAUCAUGCUAGUAAUGUAAAUGUACUUGUACAAUGUUGAUUAAGUGUUUUCAUUGAAAUUAAUGUGUAUUAUAAACUUUCUGCUCUACAAAACAUGAUCUGUUCUUUAUUAAGUUUGAAACCCUUUAUUAGGUAUGUUUUUAUCAUUAUUAAGAUUGCAAUUUAUUACUUAGGUCCUAAACUGUUAAUAGUUUUUACAACAUUCCGUGGCUUUAAAAACAUGUCCUUGUUUUAAAAUAUUCACAACGAUGAAAUUUUAUGACGUUUUUUGUAUAUUUUUUUUAUGCACACACGCACACACACCCCCCACACACACACACGCACAACACACACACACGCACACGCACGCACACACACACACACACACACACACACACACACACACACACAUUAGAGUUCAAAUUGGCGAUCUACAGGAAACGGAGCGAGCACAGCGAGGCUGCAAGCCGAGAAAACUUGCACCAUUUUCUGAAGAUCGUCUAAAUGAACUUUUUUGGUGUCCGUACUUAAUUGACCCACUAGCUGCUCCUGUUUGUAGUCAAAUGAUAUUUUGCGCGAAAGUCAAACCGCCCACGCAUUAGUUGUUUAUAAAUGAGUGUCGGGCGAUGGUAUUUAUUUAUGCUUUGUGAGUUAUAAAGCAAUUAAAAUUCGACAUGAACGCUUAUUAAACAAUUGUUGCUAUUGUUGAUAUUUAGAUUUAUAUAAUUACCUAUGUUUGCAUAGUACAUUACUGGGAUUACCUUGUUGAGUUUUUUAUUCAUAAUGAUAAAAAAUUGCACAUUGUACUGUAAUUGUUUGAUUAGUUGUAUAUUUUAGAUAACUUUUUAAAGGAAGAAACGUAAAUGAGAUUUGCAUUUGAAUAUUGUCCCAAAAAUAUUUUAAUUACGCACUGAAUAGAUUUUAAAACGAUUUGAUAUCUGAUUACACAUCUAUUUUUAAAUUCGGGGUCAUGACGUUAGCUGCCUCCAGGAAAACGGCACCCUUAACUGUGAAUCAUAUUAACCUCGCAUGCGCAGAGGGCACAGCGACCUUUUAUAAAAUAGACGACUUUAACAAGCCAUGUAGAUCGACCAAAAAAUCCAUAUGAAAAUAAAAUGUUUAUAUUUCACCGUCGGAUCUGCUCUAUAUGAUAUGGAGCUGCAAAAAAAAGGGAAAAUCCUCGAUUGUCAGUGGCCAACAAAUAUGAGCAAGCACUUAACUAUAUCAAAUUUCUCUUAUCGUACUUUUAAGACAAUAAACGAAAAUUAAAAGGUUAAUGUAAACAUAACUUAUAGAGCGUUUAUCUUUUUUAAAGAACCUUUUAAAUUUUAAUAUUUUUGCGGAGUUAUUGUCCUCAUCGAUUCUUAAAUAAAGAGUUUAAGACGUU
This is a messenger RNA of Mya arenaria, 3168 nucleotides long. RefSeq lists its product as uncharacterized. Bases 226 to 1212 code for a protein of 328 amino acids. The transcript has 7 exons. The record is from RefSeq and is a predicted model, not a curated record. NCBI's taxonomy places the organism in Eukaryota, Metazoa, Mollusca, Bivalvia, Myida, Myidae.